Messenger RNA from Rotaria sordida, 2463 nucleotides. The record is from the annotation of a GenBank genome assembly. NCBI's taxonomy places the organism in Eukaryota, Metazoa, Rotifera, Eurotatoria, Philodinida, Philodinidae.
AUGCGAAAACAUCUUCAACAUUAUGGUUAUUUUACGGGUCGUGGAGAAGUUAUAAAAAAAUAUGGAUUUUUCCCGUCAAAAUCUCAACUUAUUUCAUCAUCAAGUGAUCCUGAAUCAAGUAGUAGUGACGAAGAACCAGAAAAAUAUAAAAGUAAAUCAAGCGUCCUGGAUGCAAAACUACCUAUUCGACAAGCUCGUAUACCAUAUGGUUUAAAUUGUCGAGGUGGUGCAAAUGAUGAUUAUUCAUUUGAACCUCGAUGGCCUAUGGAAGUCGAAGUAUUAAAUGAACCACGCAUUAAACAUAUUAAUAUUUCACCGAUGCAACCUGAAGUUUUUUAUAAACCAACAACUAAUUAUGGACCAUCUAUACGUAGUGGUGGUGAAAAUAUUGGUCGUAGUGUUUUUAAUUAUAAUCCCGAAUCAUGUGGUUAUUUUAUUCGAUCUCGGAUUGGUGGUAAUAGAGAAGGUUGUCGACAAGCAGCUACUUUACUUCGAAAUAAUGAAGAUACAACUGUUUUAUUUGAAUCACGUUUUGAAAGUGGAAAUUUAAUGAAAGCUGUUCAAGUAGGUGAAUUUGAAUAUGAACUUUAUCUUCGAUAUGAUCUUUAUACGAAACGUAAUACACAAUGGUUUUAUUUUCGUAUGCAAAACAUUCGAGUUGAUAAACGAUAUCGUUUUACAAUUGUUAAUUUUUUCAAACCUACAAGUCUUUAUAGUUGUGGAAUGAGACCUUUGAUGUACAGUGUUUAUGAUGCAGAAACUAAAGGUAUUGGUUGGCAACGAUGGGGUGAAGAAAUUGUUUACUAUAAAAAUAAUCUACCUGCACCUGACAAUUCCUCAUGUAAUAUGUAUUCUCUUACUUGGACAUGUAAAUUCCCAAAUAAUAAUGAUACAUAUUAUUUUGCUCAUUGUUAUCCAUAUACAUAUUCUGAUUUACAAGAUUAUCUUAAUGAAAUUCAAAAUGAUCGUUUUAAAAGUCAAUAUUGUAAACAAAAAGUUCUUUGUCGAACAUUAGCUGGAAAUUUUAUUUAUUUGCUUACAAUAACAAAUCCAGCAACUGUACAAGUAAAUAAUACAAGUACAUCACCUGAAAAUCAAGUCAAAAAAGGUGUUGUUGUAACAGCACGUGUUCAUCCAGGUGAAACAAAUGGAUCAUGGAUGAUGAAAGGUUUAUUAGAUUUUUUACUUGGUGAUUCAGCUGAUGCAAAAUUACUGCGAGAUAAUUUCAUUUUUAAAAUAGUUCCAAUGCUUAAUCCUGAUGGUGUUAUUGUUGGAAAUUAUCGUUGUUCAUUAGCAGGUCGAGAUUUAAAUCGAAAUUAUAAAACGAUACUUAAAGAUGCUUAUCCAUCAAUAUGGCAUACAAGAGAAAUGAUCAAAAGAUUUAUGAAUGAAACAGAACUUGUUCUUUAUUGUGAUUUUCAUGGUCAUUCAAGAAAACAAAAUGUUUUUGUUUAUGGUUGUGAAAAUAAACACUUACCUAAUGAAAGAUUUAAAGAAAGAAUAUUUCCAGCAAUGUUAUCAAAAAAUGACCCUACGAAAUUUUCAUUAUAUUCAUGCAAAUAUAAAGUUCAAAAGCAUAAAGAAGGUACUGGACGAGUUGUCAUGUGGUCAAUGGGUAUUAUGAAUAGUUAUACAUUAGAGGCAACAUUUUGCGGAUCAACUCAACAGGAUCGAGCCGGUCAUCAUUUUACUAUAAAAGAUUUUGAAUCUAUUGGUUAUCAUUUUCUUGAUUCUUUACUUGAUUAUUGUGAUCCAGAUCAUACAAAACGAGAUCGAAUAUUACUGGAACUCGAAGAUAAUAUACGACGUUCUAUACAAAUUAAACUUUUAUCACGUGGCAUUAAUCCAGGAUCAUUAGAUGAUAUUGAUCUUGAUCAAUUUUCAUCGGAUGAUGAUUCAAGUGAUGACGCAGGAUCAGAUUCAUCAACAGAUGACGGUUUACCAAAACAUUUAGAAGCAAUUGUAGCAGCUAAAGCUCAAUUAAAAAAAACAAGAAAGAAACCAGCACCAACAAAACCAAUUAGAGAAACUAAAAGAAAAGAUGAAAUAGAUAAAGAAAAUCUUGAAAAAAAUAAAACUGUUGGAUUACCCUUAACAAAAAUUCGUCAUUCUCAAUUUUCAACUAUUACGGAACUUGAAUGUAUGCAACAAAGAAGAAAACGUCGUAAUCAUGUGGCUUAUCACGUUUGCAAAUGUUUAACCUGUUUAAAGGCUCAAGUGUCCCAUAUUGAAAUGCGAUUGACUAAUGAUGUGACUAAACCAAUAUCAUUAACAUCGGCACGUCGAUUAAGAGAUACUAAUAAUGAUCCAGUUCGAUAUGAAGGUUCAAAUGGUAUGAAUAAUCGUUCAAAUCGAUGGUCAACAUCGACAACACAAAUAACAAACAGUCGUUUAACAACAGCUGAAGAAAAAGCACGAAGAUCUCAAAUGUUCUGUCCUAUUCAUGAAGACGGUGGGUUAUAA